CGCCGCCCCGCCCGCCGCUGUCUCCGCAGCAGCAGCGGCAGCAGCAGCGGCAGCAGCAGCAAUCCGCAGCGGCAUCACGGAGGCACUGGGUGUCGGGUCCGAGGCCGGCGUACCUAGAGGCUAGGCUGGCAACCUGAGCGGCUAAGCAGCUAUCGCUGUAAGCCAACUACUAGCCCCUUUCCCUCCAGCGGGAGGGUGAGUGGAAUCCGACCAGUUGUGCCGCACUGAGCCAUUGCCCUACCAGGAAGAUGGUCGUGGUGCUGCGGUAUGUGUGGCCUCUCCUCUUCUGCAGCCCCUGCCUGCUCAUACAGAUUCCUGACGAAUAUAAAGGACACCAUGUGAUGGAGCCACCUGUCAUCACAGAACAGUCUCCACGGCGCCUGGUUGUCUUCCCAACAGAUGACAUAAGCCUCAAAUGUGAGGCCAGAGGCAGACCCCAAGUGGAGUUCCGCUGGACGAAAGAUGGCAUCCACUUCAAACCCAAGGAAGAACUGGGUGUGGUGGUGCAUGAGGCACCCUAUUCUGGCUCAUUCACCAUCGAAGGAAACAACAGCUUUGCCCAGAGGUUUCAGGGCAUCUAUCGCUGCUAUGCCAGCAAUAAGCUAGGAACUGCCAUGUCCCAUGAGAUCCAGCUCGUGGCUGAGGGUGCCCCCAAGUGGCCGAAGGAGACUGUAAAACCUGUGGAAGUGGAGGAAGGGGAGUCAGUAGUUCUGCCUUGCAACCCUCCACCCAGUGCAGCCCCACUUAGGAUCUACUGGAUGAACAGCAAGAUUUUGCACAUCAAACAAGAUGAGCGGGUGUCCAUGGGCCAGAACGGAGACCUAUAUUUUGCCAAUGUGCUUACCUCAGACAAUCACUCAGACUACAUCUGCAAUGCCCACUUCCCUGGGACCCGGACCAUCAUUCAGAAGGAACCUAUUGACCUCCGGGUCAAGCCCACCAACAGCAUGAUUGACCGGAAGCCACGCCUGCUAUUCCCCACAAACUCCAGCAGCCACCUAGUAGCCUUGCAGGGGCAAUCAUUGAUCCUGGAGUGCAUUGCUGAGGGAUUCCCUACACCCACCAUCAAGUGGCUGCACCCUAGUGACCCUAUGCCAAUACAUCGUGUUAUCUACCAAAACCACAACAAGACCCUACAGCUACUCAAUGUGGGUGAGGAGGAUGAUGGCGAGUAUACCUGCCUUGCUGAGAACUCACUUGGCAGUGCACGACAUGCCUACUAUGUCACUGUGGAAGCUGCCCCAUACUGGCUGCAGAAGCCCCAGAGCCAUUUGUAUGGGCCAGGAGAGACUGCCCGCCUAGACUGCCAAGUCCAGGGCAGGCCCCAGCCAGAGGUCACCUGGAGUAUCAACGGAAUGUCUAUGGAGAAGGUGAACAAGGACCAGAAGUACCGGAUUGAGCAGGGGUCCCUGAUCCUGAGUAACGUGCAACCAAGUGACACAAUGGUGACCCAGUGUGAGGCCCGCAACCAGCACGGGCUCCUGCUAGCCAAUGCCUACAUCUAUGUUGUCCAGCUGCCAGCCAGGAUCCUCACGAAAGACAAUCAGACAUACAUGGCAGUUGAGGGCAGCACUGCUUACUUGUUGUGCAAGGCCUUUGGAGCCCCUGUCCCCAGUGUCCAAUGGCUGGAUGAGGAAGGAACCACAGUGCUUCAGGACGAACGGUUUUUCCCCUAUGCCAAUGGAACCCUGGGUAUCAGAGACCUCCAGGCCAAUGACACUGGACGCUAUUUCUGCCAGGCUGCCAAUGACCAGAACAAUGUGACCAUUUUAGCUAACCUUCAGGUUAAAGAAGCAACCCAGAUCACACAGGGGCCCAGGAGUGCAAUUGAGAAGAAAGGUGCAAGGGUGACGUUCACGUGUCAGGCCUCCUUUGACCCCUCUUUGCAGGCCAGCAUCACUUGGCGUGGAGAUGGGAGAGACCUCCAGGAACGUGGGGACAGUGACAAGUAUUUCAUAGAAGAUGGGCAACUGGUCAUCCAGAGCCUGGACUACAGUGACCAGGGAAACUAUAGCUGUGUGGUCAGCACCGAACUGGACGAGGUAGAGAGCAGGGCACAGCUCUUAGUGGUGGGGAGCCCUGGGCCAGUGCCUCACCUGGAGCUGUCUGAGCGCCACCUGCUGAAGCAGAGUCAGGUGCACUUGUCUUGGAGCCCUGCUGAAGACCACAACUCUCCCAUUGAGAAGUAUGACAUUGAAUUUGAGGACAAGGAAAUGGCUCCUGAGAAAUGGUACAGUCUGGGCAAAGUGCCAGGAAAUCAAACCUCUACCAUCCUCAAGCUGUCACCCUAUGUCCACUAUACCUUUCGGGUCACUGCCAUCAACAAAUACGGCCCCGGAGAACCCAGCCCUGUCUCUGAGACCGUGGUCACACCUGAAGCAGCCCCAGAGAAGAACCCUGUGGAUGUGAAAGGGGAAGGGAAUGAGACCAACAAUAUGGUCAUCACAUGGAAGCCCCUCUGGUGGAUGGAUUGGAAUGCUCCCCAGAUUCAGUACCGUGUGCAGUGGCGCCCACAGGGCAAGCAGGAGACCUGGAAGGAACAGACUGUGAGCGACCCCUUCCUGGUGGUGUCUAACACUUCCACCUUUGUGCCUUAUGAGAUCAAAGUCCAGGCAGUGAACAACCAGGGCAAGGGCCCUGAGCCCCAGGUCACCAUUGGCUACUCAGGGGAAGACUACCCCCAGGUGAGCCCUGAGCUGGAAGACAUCGCAAUCUUCAACUCAAGCACUGUACUGGUCAGGUGGAGGCCUGUGGACUUGGCCCAGGUUAAGGGCCACCUCAGGGGAUAUAAUGUAACAUACUGGUGGAAAGGCAGUCAAAGAAAGCACAGCAAGAGGCAUAUCCAUAAAAGCCAUAUGGUGGUACCUGCCAACACCACCAGUGCCAUCCUCAGUGGCUUGCGUCCUUACAGCUCUUACCAUGUGGAGGUGCAGGCCUUUAAUGGGCGGGGCUUGGGACCUGCAAGUGAAUGGACCUUCAGCACCCCAGAGGGAGUGCCCGGCCACCCUGAGGCAUUACACCUGGAGUGCCAGUCAGACACUAGCCUGCUACUGCACUGGCAGCCACCACUCAGCCACAAUGGAGUGCUCACUGGCUACCUGCUCUCUUAUCACCCCUUGGAUGGGGAAACCAAGGAGCAGUUGUUCUUCAACCUUUCGGACCCAGAGCUCCGGACUCAUAAUCUCACCAACCUUAACCCUGAUCUGCAGUACCGCUUCCAGCUUCAGGCCACCACCCAGCAGGGCCCUGGUGAGGCCAUUGUGCGUGAAGGAGGCACCAUGGCACUGUUUGGCAAGCCAGAUUUUGGCAACAUCUCAGCCACAGCAGGUGAAAACUACAGUGUGGUCUCCUGGGUCCCUCGGGAGGGCCAGUGCAAUUUCAAGUUCCACAUCUGGUUCAAAGCCUUGCCAGAAGGAAAAGUGAGCCCUGAUCGCCAACCUCAGCCUCAGUAUGUAAGCUACAAUCAGAGUUCCUACACACAGUGGGAUCUACAGCCUGACACCAAGUAUGAGAUACACCUGAUGAAGGAAAAGGUGGUCCUGCACCAUCUGGAUGUGAAGACUAAUGGCACUGGCCCCGUGCGAGUUUCUACUGCAGGUAGCUUUGCCUCUGAGGGCUGGUUCAUCGCUUUUGUCAGUGCUAUCAUUCUCUUGCUCCUCAUCCUGCUCAUCUUCUGCUUCAUCAAGCGCAGCAAGGGCGGCAAGUACUCAGUGAAAGACAAGGAGGACACUCAGGUGGAUUCUGAGGCACGGCCCAUGAAAGACGAGACCUUUGGCGAGUACAGGUCCCUGGAGAGUGACAACGAAGAGAAGGCCUUUGGCAGUAGCCAGCCAUCUCUCAAUGGAGACAUCAAACCCCUAGGCAGUGAUGACAGCCUGGCUGAUUAUGGGGGCAGUGUGGAUGUCCAGUUCAACGAGGAUGGUUCCUUCAUUGGCCAGUACAGUGGAAAGAAAGAGAAGGAGGCAGCAGGAGGCAAUGACAGCUCAGAGGCCACCUCUCCUAUCAACCCUGCAGUAUCCCUAGAAUAGUGAGGUCCAGCCAGGUGAGGCAGGCCAAGCUGGGCCUAGGGCCAGAGGUGCAGGAGAGCCCAGGGGCCAAGAUACCUGGCCAAUGUACCAUGCCACUGACCUGCUGACCUUGGGAUCAAGGCCCCUUCCUCUUUCUACAGCCCGUGGAAGACUUGACUGGAGCAGAGGAGAGGAACUGUGGCUUCAAGUCUCCUUAUCACCCACUACCCUCUUUAUUGCCAAAACCCAGCUGCACCCUUUCCUGGGCAUACGCUGCUUUGCCCCAGCUUGGGGCAGUUCACUCCCAUAUCAGGGAUCUUCAGGUGCUGCCUUGCCAACCCAUUUAGGCAGAGAGGCCACAGUUUGGGGAAGAGGACAAAAGCGUGUCCUCUGAAGCAUCUCUGAGAUGCUGUCCUUCUCACUCUCUGACUGGGAACAGGCAUGGUGGGGUCUCCUCAGGACUAGAUUGGCACCUCUUCUUUCUCCAGCCACUCCCUGGCUAGCCUGACUGGGGACAGAACUCUGUCUCCACCAUCUGCUCCCUUUUCUUUGCCAUUUUUGCUCCAAUCAGGAUAGGGACCUGGGUAAGCUGGCCACCUGCAUAGAAGAGGCCAUCUGGAAAGUGCAGAGUCCCUCCCACACCUUAGCACACUGGGUUUACAUCCUCCUCCCGUUGCUGUUCCACCUUUCAGGCCACACACACACACACACACACACACACACACACACACACACUCACACACACACUCACACACACUCACACACUCACAUUGCCUUCAGUACCCACCAGACAACAUAAAAGUGGCCUCUGUCACUGCCAGAGAUAGGCACACCUCUUCCUACUGGAACUGGCUGCCACCACCAUACCCCAGAACCCCUUUGCAGCCCUGCCUGCCCCCAGUUCUUGUCCUCAGCCCUUUCCCCUGUCCCCAACGUUGGGAAUGUAAAUACACCAUGACUUUGAAAGUUUGUGCCCUUGCCCUUUCCCCAUAUGCCGCUAGUGUGUAGGCAGAUGUCUGAGUCUCUAGGUGGUUUCUCUGUUUUAUAGCAGUUAGCUUUGAUGAUCCCACUCCAGGAAAAAUAAAAACAGACAAAAAAGGGGGAAAAAAGCAAAGAUUGGUUCUCCCAGCACUGCUGUGCUCCUGCCCAGCAGCUGUGGCCUCCCUGUAUGCCUUUGCUUGGUCUGUUGAUGAACCCUCUACAAAAAACAAAAGUAUAUAUAUAUAUGUACAUAAUAUCAGAAUUAUAGCAGGCAAAUAAAAACCUGGAAAUGAAGAAGCUCUUUCA
Onychomys torridus (southern grasshopper mouse) is the source of this 5294-nucleotide messenger RNA. RefSeq names its product L1 cell adhesion molecule (gene L1cam). Gene Ontology annotation, molecular function: protein binding. Bases 249 to 4028 code for a protein of 1259 amino acids. The transcript has 29 exons. Gene Ontology annotation, biological process: cell-cell adhesion. The record is from RefSeq and is a predicted model, not a curated record. NCBI's taxonomy places the organism in Eukaryota, Metazoa, Chordata, Mammalia, Rodentia, Cricetidae.